Fomitopsis serialis is the source of this 2181-nucleotide messenger RNA. RefSeq names its product P-loop containing nucleoside triphosphate hydrolase protein. Gene Ontology annotation, cellular component: mitochondrial inner membrane. NCBI's taxonomy places the organism in Eukaryota, Fungi, Basidiomycota, Agaricomycetes, Polyporales, Fomitopsidaceae. The record is from RefSeq and is a predicted model, not a curated record. Gene Ontology annotation, biological process: protein insertion into mitochondrial inner membrane from matrix; mitochondrial respiratory chain complex III assembly. The transcript has 9 exons. Gene Ontology annotation, molecular function: ATP hydrolysis activity; ATP binding. Bases 278 to 1933 code for a protein of 551 amino acids.
GCAAGGCGGACAGGUGGCCAGUGCAUCGUUCAUCACGUUCAGAUGUGGUUCAGAGCCCCCUGAUGAUAUUGGGGAGGACCGCUUCUCGGUCAUUCGUGUACUACUUGCGUCUUAGCAGCUGUCAGAACAUGGGCAAGCCACUUCCAAAAUACUAGCAUGAUUCUUUCCUACAGGAAGACAUACACUGAGACACAUUUAUCUCCUAUUGGUAUAAAUGCAAGGCUCUCGUCGAUCUCUUCAUCCGUGCAUUGGUACUGCUUGUUGACGAUUCCCGAGAAUGGAGUACGUUCAGUCUCUACUUGCUGUCUCAGGCUCCUUCGUCGAUGUCAAUUCCACUAACGCCUCAAUCGUCUCAAACGAUUCAUGGCUCCCUGGAGACUGGACGCAAUUUACUCUCAAUCUCGUCACCAGUGCCGCAGUUCCAGAUUGGGCCAAGCUAUUCCUAUUGGGGGCUGCCAUAGAGCUUUGUCGUCGCCUGUUCUAUUCUCUGUGGUCAACCUUGCUCGAUGUCCCGUGGAUCACCAUCACGUUUGAUAGUGAAGACAUUGCUUAUAGCUGGAUCCUGUACUGGUUAUCCCAGCACUCAUCUUGGCGGAACGCUCGAACUGCUGAGGCCACAACCAGUAAUUAUGGUUUGAAGCCCUCUCUUCAUCGGCAUCGGCAUUCUCGCGAUGAAAAAGGAAAAGAUGAAGACCAGGCAGUCAGUUAUAUUCCCAGUCUAGACAAAAAUCAUACCAUGUGGUAUCGAUACCACUACAUUCGUGUAUCUCGGACACGCAGCUCUGAGAUGUCAUUGGGUCGUCCCAGCGAAACCCUUAAACUCCGAAUCUUUGCAUUCAGCCACCAUAUCUUGAACAAGAUACUUGAUGAAGCAAGGAAAUUGUAUAAAGAAGCAAAGGAAGACAUCAUAUCUGUGUACGCUGCGGACUUAUACGACGAAUGGGUGCACGUCACGUCACCGCGAAGACGACCACUGAGCACCAUCAUACUCGAUUACGGUGUGAAAGAGGAGCUGUUGAAUGAUGCAGUUGAGUUCUGUCAAAGUCGACAAUGGUAUGCCGAUAGAGGCAUUCCAUUCCGCCGAGGCUAUCUUCUGUACGGACCGCCAGGCUCCGGCAAAACAUCCGUCAUUCGCAGCCUGGCAAGCGAACUCGGCUUGGAUGUUUACAUCGUGACGCUAUCGAAGGCCGGACUGAACGACAACACCUUAUACUCACUCAUCGCUAAAUUACCGGAGAGGUGUAUCGCACUCAUGGAAGACAUCGAUGUCGCUUUUCGACAUGAUCUCACGCAACGAUCUUCAUCCAGCAAUAGCGACGCCCAUUCCGGAGAUCCCAUUAGUCAAACUCCAGCUUCUCCGGCAGCAACUACAGCCGCCGUGGGUGGCAUCAGCCUCAGUGGUCUUCUGAACGCACUGGAUGGCAUUGCAGCUCAGGAAGGACGCCUCCUCUUCGCCACGACGAACGACUACGGUGCACUCGAUCCUGCUAUCUGCAGACCCGGUCGCAUGGACGUACACAUCGAGUUUCACAAUGCGAGCAAGUUUCAAGCGGAAGAGCUCUUCAAGGCAUUCUAUUCGUCGCGCAGUUCUUCAGUUGCACAUGAUGAAGACAAAGUCAUCUCUCCUCUCGCUGUAGAUGUCGACGGUAGCGAUAAACCCCAUACAGAACACACCACUCCUCUUCUCGAAGAAUCGACAUCUUCAUUGCGCCCGGGUAUUGGUCACGCACCACCCAUCGGUACUACAUUGCCACGAAGCGUUGCACAGGAAUUGGCCAAGCAAUUUCGCCAGGCCAUCCCUGAUCGUGAGGUAUCCGUGGCAGCCUUGCAAGGAUACCUCAUGACCUACAAGACGCGACCGUUGGACGCGGUACGCGACGCACCUGGUUGGGUCUCGAAAGUGCGCGGGGAGAAAGGAAGGAAGGAGCGUUGAGAGCGUACUCAGAGUGCUGUGUGGUCAUGGACGAAGCAGACAUAUUGAGAUUACAGCUCCAUCACAAGAAGGACAAUGUUCGUAUACUCCGAACAAGCACGUUCUACCCAACAGAAAGGUACUUACUAGUCUGCCGGUACUGCUAUCGCCAAUAAGAGUCUACUAUCGAAAGAGGGGUACGCAAGGUGUAUUGUAUAGCAACGACUUAGCGAUCCAGCUGGGGUCCGUCACAGCGCGAGGCUUGGUAG